AACAAGUAUUUUGAUACGGGCGCGUGUGGAAGCAGCACUGAUGAGUCGUAUCUUGUGCCGUGGAGUGCUCUCUCUUCGUGUUAUCUCAGCACCGAUGGCUCGAAACGCUAGUUACCUUAUUGAGGACCCUAAGUAUUCCUUCUUGAAGGAUUUGGGCUUGGAGAAGAAAAAUGUGGGUGUGUUCAACGGGAAAUGGCAGGCCAAUGGGCAAGUAAUCCAAUCCUUCAGCCCAGCCAACGGCAAGGUCAUAGCCGAAGUCCAGGCGGCCAGCCCAACUGACUACGAGUCCUGUGCCGCGGCAGCGCAGGAGGCCUGGCGCGAAUGGGCGGAGCUCCCGGCGCCGGCGCGAGGGGAAGUGGUCCGGCAGAUCGGAGACGCGUUGAGGGAAAAACUGCAGCCAUUGGGGCAGCUGGUGUCACUUGAAAUGGGUAAAAUCCUACCUGAGGCCAUCGGCGAAGUAGUGGAGUACAUCCACGUAUGCGACCUGGCUUUGGGCCUGUCCCGCUCUUUGCCCGGCACCAUCCUGCCUUCAGAACGUCCUGGUCACGUGCUCAUCGAGAAAUGGAACCCGCUGGGAGCUAUUGGCAUUAUCACCGCCUUCAACUUCCCUGUAGCCGUGUUUGGUUGGAACAGCGCCAUUGCUAUGGUUUGCGGCGACACAAGCGUAUGGAAGCCCUCAGACACGACUCCUUUGAUCGCGGUCGCCGUCACCAAGAUCGUGGAGGGCGUUCUGGUCAAGAACAACAUCCCUGGCGCCGUCGCCUCGCUGUGCGUUGGCGGUAAAGAUGUGGGGCAACAGCUGGUCAAGGACCCGAGGAUGAAGCUGGUCUCCUUCACUGGCAGCACUGCCGUUGGACAACAGGUCGGAGUAGAAGUGCAGAAGCGCUUCGGGCGCCACCUGCUCGAGCUGGGCGGCAACAACGCCAUCAUCGUCAACGAGGACGCCAACCUCGACCUGCUCCUGCAAGCCGCGCUGUUCGCGUGCGCCGGCACCGCGGGCCAACGCUGCACCACCACCCGCAGGCUGCUGCUGCACAAGAAGGUGUACAGCGAAGUCGUAUCCCGCCUAACCAAGGCCUUCACCGGCGUAGUGAGCAAGAUCGGCGACCCCCUACUGCCAGAAACCCUCAUCGGACCCCUACACACGCCGGCGGCCGUCGAAGCUUAUAAGAAGACGGUUGCUGAAAUCGUUAAGGCGGGCGGCAAGAUUGAGUUUGGUGGAAAGGUGAUCGAGCGUGAAGGCUACUUCGUGGAGCCCACCAUCGUCACAGGCCUGCCCCACGACCACAAGCUCGUCCACACCGAAUGCUUCGCGCCCAUCGUCUACUGCCUCGAGAUCCCGGACUUGACUACUGGCAUCGCGUACAACAAUGAAGUUGAACAAGGGCUGUCCUCGAGUUUGUUCACCGAAAGCUUAGCGGAUAUCUUCAAGUGGAUCGGCCCUGGAGGCUCUGACUGCGGCAUCGUGAACGUGAACAUCCCGACGAACGGCGCGGAGGUGGGCGGCGCGUUCGGCGGCGAGAAGGCGACGGGCGGCGGCCGCGAGUGCGGCUCCGACAGCUGGAAGAGCUACAUGCGCCGCUCCACCGUCACCAUCAACUACUCGGGCGCCAUUAAGCUGGCGCAGAAUAUUAAGUUUGGUGAUGAAUAACACAUACAUAGACUAGGAA
This is a messenger RNA of Cydia fagiglandana, 1670 nucleotides long. RefSeq names its product putative aldehyde dehydrogenase family 7 member A1 homolog (gene Aldh7A1). The record is from RefSeq and is a predicted model, not a curated record. Bases 41 to 1651 code for a protein of 536 amino acids. Gene Ontology annotation, molecular function: aldehyde dehydrogenase (NAD+) activity. Lineage: Eukaryota; Metazoa; Arthropoda; Insecta; Lepidoptera; Tortricidae. The transcript has 8 exons.